Molecule: messenger RNA, 646 nt
Organism: Bactrocera oleae (olive fruit fly)
Lineage: Eukaryota; Metazoa; Arthropoda; Insecta; Diptera; Tephritidae
Source: RefSeq, a predicted model, not a curated record
AUGAAAAGACAAAAGCAUCCCUCGGACAUUUACUAUAAAAUGCUUUCGUUUAUACGUUUCUGCUCACGUCAGAUCGGUGUGGAUAUUAUCGCUGAGGAUUAUAAAAUCAAUUUGAAUACAUAUUGCUGCAAUUUGCUUUUCUUUUGGACCAUCUCCGCACACAUUGUAUGCACCACGAUGGGUAUCUUGAGUACACUGCUCAUCAUCAUGCUGAAGGAUUGGCCGGGUGCUUAUUCCUAUCUUUUGGUGUGCUUUCUCUGGCUAUAUAUGUACUGCAUACUUGGCACACGUAUUGAAAUAUGUAACGAUCAAUUUUGUACUGGGAUUUACGACAUUAACUGGUAUGCUUUAGAUGUGAAUAAUCAAAAUACGAUUCUCUUAAUGCUAACGAAGUCACAGGCACCACGAAAUAUAACCAUCGCGGGAGUUGAACCUUUGUCGGUUAACACAGCACUCAAAAUAACACGCACAAUUUACAGUUUGGCCAUGAUGGUGCUACGUUUCCAAACUACUAACUACUAACUAAAUAGAAGAUAUUAUGAAAAGUAGAAAUGGGAGUGAUGUAUAAGAUCUUCGGUUUUAUUCACGUAAUGAUAAUCUUUAAGUGCCAAUCAUAACAUUUCAAGGAAUCAGGAUUAAUUUCAAG